CAUCAGGACGUGCCCAUCCUCCCCAAGGGUUUAAAUGUUGGUGCCCCCCAGCUCCCCACGCUCACACCUCUCGGGGACACGGCAGCAUGAAGUCGGUGGCCGCCCUCCUGCUGGUGGGGAUGCUCAUCCUCUGGACAGAGCUGCCGACAGGUAGUGCCUGGUCCUGCCCACCCGUCCGCAUCGUCUGUGCCAUGCACAACCCUCCCAACCAGUGCUACACCGACCGGCAGUGCCCACGGUACCACAAGUGCUGCCCGUCCUUCUGCGGGAGGAAAUGUCUCUCACGGCGGUCUACCCUCCCCAUCUCCUACGCAUGAGCUCCUGCUCCCAGGACAGACCCAGGGUCUUCUCAGCAUCCCCGUGCCACCUUGGCACCAGCCAGCUGCCCACGCCUCUGCUAAGGCUUGUCCUGCCCGAUGCCAGCUCCUGGGAGGAUGGGACAGCCACCAGCCCACGCUCAGAGACCACCUCGGCUCCGGGACCACCCCGCUGACAGCUGCCUCACGGGGUUACCUGCCGCCUGCUCGUCCUCUCCCUCUGCUUCCCCACUGCUCCUUUAGCAAAUAAAAGAACUUGUCCCAGGG
Calidris pugnax (ruff) is the source of this 584-nucleotide messenger RNA. RefSeq names its product caltrin-like protein 2. Gene Ontology annotation, cellular component: extracellular region. The transcript has 3 exons. Gene Ontology annotation, molecular function: peptidase inhibitor activity. The record is from RefSeq and is a predicted model, not a curated record. NCBI's taxonomy places the organism in Eukaryota, Metazoa, Chordata, Aves, Charadriiformes, Scolopacidae. Bases 87 to 317 code for a protein of 76 amino acids.